AUGAGGCAAAUUUUGGGGUGCUACAGUGAGAAAUACCACAUUGAUUUUGAUCUGGAUACUUUCCAACCUAUUGGUCAGUAUGCUGCAAAGUUUAAGAGUUAUUUGUUAUUCAUUGCACGUAGCCAGGUUAAUUUAAAUGAAAAGAAAUGGGAAAAAAUAAGCAAAAAUAUGAAGGGCGUCAUAUGGAAUGAUAUUACGGAUAAGUUCACUUGCCCCACUGAUGAUAAAUUUAGGAAGCAUUGGUUUGUUUAUAUGGGGGAACGAUUGAAGCAAUUUAAGACAUUGUCUAUAUAUUUUGGAAAGGCGAUAAGAAUGGAAAUACAAUGUCGUUUGAAAAGUAUACAUUCAUCAAACAAGAAGAUUGGGAUUUGUUUGUCGAGACUCGAAGAAAAGAAUAUUUUCAAGAGAAAAGGCUAA
Messenger RNA from Lathyrus sativus (Indian pea), 417 nucleotides. The record is from the annotation of a GenBank genome assembly. NCBI's taxonomy places the organism in Eukaryota, Viridiplantae, Streptophyta, Magnoliopsida, Fabales, Fabaceae.